GACUGGGCAUAGUGUGCUCUUCCCGCUGGCUGCGGGGCUGGCAUCCAUCCCUGGGGCUGCCGGGCGUGCAGCUGGCCCAUGUUGGGGCUGCAGAGCGGCUGCAGCGGGAAUACGACGCAGUGGUGAUCGGGGCAGGGCACAACGGGCUGGUGGCAGCUGCCUACCUGCAGCAGGCAGGGGUGCGCACAGCUGUGCUGGAGAAACGCCAUGUGCUGGGUGGAGCAGCCGUCACGGAGGAAAUCAUUCCAGGCUUCAAGUUCUCCCGGGCAUCCUACCUGCUCAGCCUGCUGCGGCCACAGAUCUACACUGAGCUAGAGCUGCAGCAGCAUGGCCUGAAGGUGCUCCCGCGGGACCCCUACUCCUUCACCCCGCUGCUGGAGGACAGGAGCCUCCCACGCUCCCUCCUGCUGGGGCACAACAUGGCCCAGACUCAGCAGCAGAUUGCUCAGUUCUCCCAAAAGGAUGCCCAGGCUUAUCCUGAGUACGAGGCAUUCAUGGGGCGCUUGGUGUCAGCCCUCGACCUGCUGCUGGAUGCCUCCCCAGUGGAUACAGCUGCCCUGGGGCAGGGGUCCCUACUCCAGCGACUCAGGGCCCUGCGAGACCUCCGACCCCUGCUGCAAGCAGGGCUGAUGCUGGGGCAGAAGCUGCCCCGCUAUUAUGAGGUGCUCACAGCCCCCAUCUCCAAGGUCCUGGAUCAGUGGUUUGAGUCAGAGCCCUUGAAGGCAACUUUGGCUACUGACGCCGUGAUUGGAGCCAUGGCCAGUCCCCACACCCCUGGCAGUGGGUAUGUGCUGUUGCACCAUGUGAUGGGCCAGCUGGAGGGACAGCGGGGGGCCUGGGGCUAUGUGGCUGGCGGGAUGGGGGCCCUGUCCCAAGCCAUCGCCUGUGCAGCAGCUGCCCAGGGAGCCCACAUCUUGGCCAAGAAGGCGGUGAGCCACGUGCUGCUGGGCAAGGACGGGCGGGCACAGGGCGUCGCGCUGCAGGAUGGGACAGAGGUGAGGAGCAAGCUGGUGCUGUCCAACGCCUCUCCCCAAAUCACCUUCCUGGAGCUCACACCCAAGGAGCAGCUGCCAAAGGAUUUUGUCCAGCGGAUCAAGCAGGUUGACACACGCUCCCCUGUCACCAAGAUCAACGUGGCUGUGGAUCGGCUGCCCAACUUCCUCGCUGCCCCCAAUGCCCACGGUGGCCAGCCCCUGCCCCACCACCAGUGCUCCAUCCAUCUCAACUGUGAGGACACCCAUCUCCUGCAUCAGGCCUUCACUGAAGCCACCCAUGGGCACCCCUCCAGCAGGCCCAUGAUCGAGCUCUGCAUCCCCUCGGUGCUGGACCCAGGGCUGGCUCCAAAGGGCUGCCACGUCGUGUCUCUCUUCACCCAGUACACCCCCUUCGUGCUGGCAGGUGGGCGGCCCUGGGAUGAGCAGGCCAGAAAUGCAUAUGCAGACACAGUGUUUGACUGCAUCGAAGCCUAUGCCCCGGGGUUCAAGGCAUCUGUCAUCGGCAGGGACAUCCUGACGCCACCAGACCUGGAAAGGAUCUUUGGGCUGCCGGGUGGGAAUAUCUUCCAUGCCGGGAUGUCUCUGGACCAGCUGUACUUUGCCCGGCCGGCACCAUCCUACUCAGGCUACCGGUCCCCAGUUCCUGGCUUGUACAUGUGUGGAAGUGGAGCCCACCCUGGAGGAGGAGUGAUGGGAGCAGCAGGACGCAAUGCCGCCCAGGUGGCCCUGGAGGACUUUAGGCGCCUGUGGUGA
Molecule: messenger RNA, 1748 nt
Organism: Mesitornis unicolor (brown roatelo)
Lineage: Eukaryota; Metazoa; Chordata; Aves; Mesitornithiformes; Mesitornithidae
Gene: PYROXD2
Product: pyridine nucleotide-disulphide oxidoreductase domain 2
Exons: 16
Molecular function (GO): oxidoreductase activity
Source: RefSeq, a predicted model, not a curated record